Phlebotomus argentipes is the source of this 3558-nucleotide messenger RNA. Its product is annotated as protein SCAI. Lineage: Eukaryota; Metazoa; Arthropoda; Insecta; Diptera; Psychodidae. Gene Ontology annotation, molecular function: transcription corepressor activity. Gene Ontology annotation, biological process: DNA-templated transcription. The record is from RefSeq and is a predicted model, not a curated record. Bases 606 to 2402 code for a protein of 598 amino acids. The transcript has 9 exons. Gene Ontology annotation, cellular component: nucleus.
CACACAAUAUUAACACCUUCUUUUAGUGAAGAAAAGAAUACUGCUUUUGCCUUACUACCAAAUAAUUACUGUAUUUGAUUACUCAUCGUAGCGAGUUCAGCGUGUGUCGUGUGAUUAGAAUUUUUUAAAAAAGAAGAGCCCAAAACCCAAAGGGGCGCUGCAGAGAAGACCAAACAGUCCCCGCGAUGGUGUGUCGACAAUUUUAAAGUUGUGAUUUCCUCCGUAUCUUCAGCUCUCGCUCUCUCUCUCAGUCUCGCUCUCUGGCCGCAAAUUUUUCACAUACGUAGGCUUCUAUUCGCGCUCAGUAGGCAAGUUUGAUAGUUAAUUGAAUUGUGAAAAAGGGAAACAAAAGUGGUGAAGACGGUGAGGGUUCACCGCAAGAGUUGUGUGCCCAAUUCACAAGUGACACAGAUAUCGGAGUUGUGUGCGAUUUGGAGGGCAGUGAAAAAUUUCUCUGACAAUCCCAGUGAAUCAUUGCUGUUGAGAUUUUGAGUCACGGGAAGUAAAUUGCACAGACUUGAAGUGAAGGCAAUAUGUGGCGAAAACGUUGAGUUAGACAGUGUGUCGUGGUGUUUGAGGAUGAUUCGUAAGAUUGCCAAAGCGGAAUGGUGAAAAUGGAGUCGAGUGAGGAGCAGGAUAGAAAAAUCGUCUUGGAAUUUUGUCACCUCCUGGAGAAGUCGAAGCAGUUGUUCAAUGGACUGAGAGAUUUGCCUCAGUAUGGCCAUCGACAGUGGCAAGCUUACUUCGGGCGCACAUUCGAUGUGUACACAAAGCUGUGGAAGUUCCAGCAGCAGCACCGCCUGAUCCUGGACUCCAAGUAUGGUCUCAAGCGGUGGCAGAUUGGCGAGAUUGCCAGCAAGAUUGGGCAGCUGUACUACCACUACUACUUGCGCACCAGUGAGACCAACUAUCUCAAUGAGGCGUACCAGUUCUACGCCGCCAUCCGCGGACGGGCCUACUACUCGCGGGCCAUCAAGGAGGACCGGCCCGACCUGAUGGUGAAGAAGCUGCGCUACUACGCGCGCUUCAUCGUUGUGUGCCUGCUGCUGAAGAAGAUGAAGCUGGUGCGCGAGCUGGUCGUGGAGCUGGACAAGCAGAUUGCCGAGUACACGACCACGUACGAACCGGAGGACCAGCUGGAGUGGUCGCUGGUCCUGGAGGAGAUCAAGGGCUUCAUCAAGGCGGAGGCGGCCGUGGCCGUCCUCCAUGCAGACACCAAUCCCAUCGUCCUGUCGCACAGGCUGAGUCCGCUCACGACUCCACCGUGCGAGCGGUCGCCCCACAUGACGCUCACGCUGCAGGAGAUCCUCAUCGUGGGCUCCACUUGCGAGCAGGCCAAGUUCUCCGAGCUCACCAUGGACAUGUUCAGGAUGCUGCAAACCCUGGAGCGGGAGCCCCAGGAGUCUGCCGCCGCUCAUCAUCCGCACGUCAGUCACGUUGUCCACGACGCCAGUCCGGCCGGCGGACGGAGCUACGGAUGCGUUCCAGGCUCAAAGGGGUACAUUGAGAAUGGCGAUCGGCGUCACUAUCGAGACAAUCCACACAAAUAUCUACUCUACAAGCCUUCAAUUAGUCAACUGUUAGUGUUCUUAGCUAGUGGAUUGAAAGAAUUGCCACCGGGCGGGGCGCUGCUACUCUACAUGUCUGCAGACGGCUGCUUCUCCACCACCAAACACCCCGAGGACUAUGGAUACGAGCUCGGUGGCCUCGCGACCAGCAUAAAGCGCGACGGGACUGACGCUGGACUGUCGAGUCGCGGCAAAUCGACUGUGUUCAAGGAGCCUCAUUGCCUCUACCCGGGUGAUCUCUAUCCCUUCACCCGCCGCCCCAUGUUCAUCAUCAUAGACUCUGACAACUCCUUCGUCUUUCAGCACAUUCCGAGAUACUUUGGUCAACCUCUCGUUACACUCAUGUCGCCUCAGGAUAUUCCAAUUGCUUUCCAAGAAAUCCGCACAGAUAUGCAGCACCACGGAUCUCUGUUCACGCUCUUCCUCCACUCGCCCCUGACCGCCAUCUGCUACGUCUGCCACGUUGGCGACGUUCCAAUUCAUCACUGGGAGCGAUGUCAGGGAUAUGUGGACCGCUUCGUGACGGAAGCCUCGCGCCUCGUCACCCGAUGCAGAAUUGAUGAGAUUGAGCAAGGAAUUGGAUAUAUCGACUCUUCCUAUGUCCAGUUCUUCGGCGACGACUUCCUGCGAACGCUCAUCCUGCGGUUCGUGUUCUGCGACGUCGUGCUGCGCCUGCACAGGGGCUUCAGGGGUCGCCAUCAGCGUCCUCGGUGCGAACCUCCGCUGCCGGCGGCGGAGCUGCUGGAGCAUCCGUCGCUCUCCCACAUCAUCCUGCAGCUGGCCAGCGCCCUGGACGUCAGAGGGCACUUCUCCGAGGGCUCCGAGGGUGAAUGAUUGCGCGAUGCCGCGAGCAGAAAUCCACGCUCUUCCCGCGGAAAGGCGCCACACCAAGUCAAGCUGUUUUCCCUGCAGAGCCACUUCAUCUUCAUAUAGGCAUAACUCUUUGGCACUCUCUGCUCCCCCCAAAUUCGCAAAGGUAGAACUCAGUUCAGUGUAGGAUAAGAAGAAGAAAAAAAACCGAAGAGAGAUCGCAUACAGGUGCCAAAAACCCUUCAGUUCCAUUUUCAUCAUCUCUAGUUGUCUUCAGUAUCAGAAAUUCUGUUCAGAGACUUUUUGCAACACUUCAACCACAACAGUAUUCUUUCCCUUCAAGCGCUAUCCUUUUUCCAACACUCGAUGGGAUAUUUCCGUCCGACUUUGUAUGAUGAUAUUUGAGAGAAAUAGAGAUGUCGAGCAUGUCAUCACAACCCAGUGAUUUCUCUGCAUUUAAUUAUUCCUUUUUAAGAGAAAAAGAAAAAAAACGCGCCAUUAUUUCAACCAAACUUUGUAUGUCUCUUCUCUUUCCAUAAACAAUUUCUCACAAGGAAGAAAAAAAACAAGAAAAAAUACCUUUGACUCUCUGUAAUUCGUAUAUAAGAUGAGAUAAGGAAUAAUGAAGAAAGAAAAAAAAAUUGAACAAGAUAAUAUUCAAUGGGCUUUUCCAUCAUGACAAUUGCGUGUAUUUAAGGAUGAAAAAUCACAAGAUUCAUAAAGAAAAAAAAAACGUAAUGUGAAACAUAAUUACAAAUUUAUAAAAUGACAGAAAAGAAGUAAAAAAAGACAUUAUCACUGCCCUCAUAAUGAAGAAUAGAAUAUACAAGAGAAGAAGAAAGAAAUAUGAGAGAAAAAUAUGUACUCGUAAAAUGUACAUAAGGAGAAAAUAAAAUUAUAUACAAAAUGUACUAUAACGGCAUGUGAAGUGAGGAUAUUGCAAAGACAACUUAUAUUGUAAUCGUAUGAGAAGAAUAGAGAUCAAUAAAAACAAAUAUGUAAAUAUAGAGAUAUUUAAUGAAAGAAACAUGAAAAAAAUGAACAAGAAACUAAUAACUAUAAUAACUUUUAAUACCUUUUUGCCAUUGAAAAUCAGCUUUUUCAUUUCCCCUCGAGACAUGAUAAGAAAUUAUUGAAAAAAAAAUUUAAGAAAAAAAAACGUUUCCCCUUUUAAGAUGAA